Molecule: messenger RNA, 1182 nt
Organism: Thermothielavioides terrestris NRRL 8126
Lineage: Eukaryota; Fungi; Ascomycota; Sordariomycetes; Sordariales; Chaetomiaceae
Exons: 1
Coding region: 6-797 (263 amino acids)
Molecular function (GO): monooxygenase activity; oxidoreductase activity, acting on paired donors, with incorporation or reduction of molecular oxygen; iron ion binding
Source: RefSeq, a predicted model, not a curated record
CGGGCAUGGGCGCCGACGAUGUUGCGCGGCUCGAGGUCAUGCUGCCGUUUGCGGCGCUGGCGAAUACCGUGCCGCUGCUGUUCUGGUUUCUGGGGUUUGUGUUCUCGCGGAGGGAGCUGGUGGGCGCCUUGAGGGAGGAGGUCGAGGCUGCGUUGGUUGUUGGGCGGACUGAGGAUGCGGAGGCGGGUGGUGGUGGUGGUGGCGCGUCGGUCACGCUGCGGACCGGCCCGGCCGUGGAGGAGCGGUGUCCCCGCCUGAUGAGCUGCUACCGGGAGACGCUGCGAUACACGGUGCACCAGGUCAUCACGCGCACCGCCAUGCAGGAUACCGUUCUGGUGGGCCGGGACGGCAGGGAGUACCUGCUGAAGGAAGGCAGCGUGGUGCAGAUGUCUAUUGGCGCGUCGCAUACGCAGGCCGAGUUCUGGGGCGAGGACGUGGACGAGUUCAAGCCGGGCCGGUUCCUGAGCCAGAGCCAGGGCGGCCACAAGGGCGGCAGCGACGGCGGGGACGGCCCCGGCAGUGUCAAGGCUAUGCGGGCGGCACUCCAGCCGUUCGGCGGCGGCACCCAUCUCUGCCCAGGGCGGCACUUCGCCUUUGCCGAAAUCAUGGCUGUUAUGUCCACUCUGCUCCUCGGCUUCGAGAUCGAGCCGCUGGGCGGCGACUGGACCCUGCCCCCGUUUGCCACGCGGUCCCUGAUCGACGCCGUGACGAAGCCCGCCAAGCACGGCGAGGGGUUUGGCAUCAAGAUCAAGAGGAGGCCGGGCUGGGAAGACGUCCGGUGGAAUUUUGAGCUGUAAGCGGGGGCUCUACGAGUCAGGGUGAGAAUACUCCUAGCAAAGCAAAAGGACGUGCACUGCUCGUUACGUGCUAACGAGUGGUUUUUGCUGGAAUAAGUCAAAAACAAGGUCAAGGUUAUUCUUUGAGCUCGGCUUGUCAACUAAGUUGGUGGAAUGCCCCCAAUGCGGUGGGUUAUAUUCAGUCUUCCUUCCCUCAUAUCGUGGCAUCACUCAUACCGAUGAAUCCUCAACCUGGGCGCCAUUAGCCAGCUUUGCUGCUGUUGUCGUCUGUCUCUGGUGCACCCCGAGCAAUUCCCCGCGUCCCCGACCCAGCCCAUCAAGGAAGUCCAAUCCAGCAUGCCCUUCUCGCCCGUGAUUAGACGGUCGAUCUGCCCGAGGGAGCGAU